AUGCCUUACCCUAUACAACUAGGCUUCCAAGAUGCUGCAUCCCCUAUUAUAGAAGAACUAGUAUACUUUCAUGAUCAUACAUUAAUAAUCGUAUUCCUCAUUAGCUCACUAAUCUUAUAUACAAUUAUACUUAUACUAACCACAAAACUUACCCACACAAACACUAUUAAUGCCCAAGAAGUAGAAACCAUAUGAACCAUUAUUCCCGCUGUAAUCCUAGUAUUUAUUGCAUUACCAUCCUUACGAAUUCUAUACAUAAUAGAUGAAAUCCAUAACCCCUACCUAACAGUAAAAGCCAUUGGCCACCAAUGAUAUUGAAGCUAUGAAUAUACUGACUAUGAAGAUCUAACAUUUGACUCAUAUAUAAUCCCAACCCAAGAUCUAUCCCCAGGCCAAUUUCGACUACUAGAAACAGAUAAUCGAAUAGUACUACCAAUAGAUCUUCCAAUCCGAGUACUAAUCUCAUCUGAAGAUGUACUCCACGCUUGAACCCUUCCAUCCUUAGGAGUAAAAGCAGAUGCCAUCCCAGGCCGAUUAAAUCAAAUUACUCUCACAUCCACUCGUCCAGGAGUAUUUUAUGGACAAUGCUCAGAAAUUUGUGGUUCAAACCAUAGUUUCAUACCAAUUGUACUUGAAAUAACUACACUAAAAUAUUUCGAAAAAUGAUCUUCCACAAUACUAU
Messenger RNA from Phascolarctos cinereus (koala), 682 nucleotides. NCBI's taxonomy places the organism in Eukaryota, Metazoa, Chordata, Mammalia, Diprotodontia, Phascolarctidae. The record is from the annotation of a RefSeq genome assembly.